AUGUCGAUGGCUUCGCCGACACUUGCUGGCGCGCCACAGUGGCAGCGAGACGUGUGGCGUCGGCAGCAGGACGAAAUGGUGGCCGUCCCCUCCUACCUCGACGUCGACAAGGUAGAGGCCGACUCCUUCCUCGCCUACGCAUCGCCGUCGACGAAAAAGAAGCAGGAGAAGCAGAAGAAGCAGAAGAGGAGCGGCAGCGGGAUGGGAGGGUCCACGGCAGCGGCGGGGGGCGAGAAGGCGACCAACAAGAGGUGGAAGCGAAGGAAGCAGUCCUUGGGCGAGGUGGCGGUCAGCGAAGAGGCACCUGCCACUACGUCGUCGCCCAGGAGGGAGGGGAUCGCCGAGACGGAAGUGCAGAGGCAGCACCUUGCUGCCAUACUCGAGGAGAACAACACAAGCUCGCCCAGCAUUGGUGGCCACUCCACCUUGUUGGCUCUGGCGCCCGCCAACUCGGCUGGCGUGACGACGAAGCAGAAGCAGAAGCAGAAGCAGAAAACAGAAGACGGGGUGCGACAUCUCAAGAGCAAGAACAAGACGGAGAGCAAGAAGCGACUGCGGCUACGAGAAGAAGAUGAGCGCCGGGCGGCCCGCCUGGCGUUCGUCGACACCGAGCUGAACCAGGUGAACGCCAUGGCCUGGUACCACCGACUCGACGUCCUCAGCCGACCGCAGCGCAACCCCUAG
Messenger RNA from Acanthamoeba castellanii str. Neff, 684 nucleotides. RefSeq lists its product as uncharacterized. The transcript is spliced from 3 exons. The record is from RefSeq and is a predicted model, not a curated record. Bases 1 to 684 code for a protein of 227 amino acids. NCBI's taxonomy places the organism in Eukaryota, Discosea, Longamoebia, Acanthamoebidae.